This is a messenger RNA of Plasmodium fragile, 234 nucleotides long. RefSeq lists its product as uncharacterized. The record is from RefSeq and is a predicted model, not a curated record. The transcript has a single exon. NCBI's taxonomy places the organism in Eukaryota, Apicomplexa, Aconoidasida, Haemosporida, Plasmodiidae. Bases 1 to 234 code for a protein of 77 amino acids.
AUGAGUGAAAAGACUUUGGAUAGAGUGGUGUUUCACUUGCGCAGAAACAUAUUUCAGAAUUCCGCUCCCACUUAUGCUACACAAUCGGAAGCCUUUUUACAGAGCCUACCUGGAGUCGAGUUCAAUAAGGUCUUCUGUGACCCAACUGAUUUAACCAAGCCUGUAUUCCUUGGUUGUGGUUUCGCUAGAUUGCAAGUAGGGACAGCAGGAAUUUCGUUUAUCUGCUCUAAGUGA